Molecule: messenger RNA, 703 nt
Organism: Aspergillus campestris IBT 28561
Lineage: Eukaryota; Fungi; Ascomycota; Eurotiomycetes; Eurotiales; Aspergillaceae
Product: 40S ribosomal protein uS17
Exons: 3
Coding region: 67-549 (160 amino acids)
Biological process (GO): translation
Cellular component (GO): ribosome; cytosolic small ribosomal subunit
Molecular function (GO): structural constituent of ribosome
Source: RefSeq, a predicted model, not a curated record
CUUUCGCGACGAAUUUUCCCAACCCAGCUCGACUUCGCUUCCCUGUCGACCUGAAUUCUCGCAAAAAUGGCGACCGAGUUGAACGUCCAGUCGGAACGUGCGUUCCAGAAGCAGCCUCACAUCUUCGUCAACCCCAAGACCACCGCGAAGAGCAAGAAGACCACCCAGGGUCGCCGCUGGUACAAGGAUGUCGGUCUUGGUUUCCGUACCCCCAAGACUGCCAUUGAGGGCAACUACAUCGACAAGAAGUGCCCCUUCGUCGGUCAGGUCUCCAUCCGUGGCCGUAUUCUGACCGGUCGUGUCGUCUCCACCAAGAUGCACCGUACCAUCAUCAUCCGCCGUGAAUACCUCCACUACGUCCCCAAGUACAACCGUUACGAGAAGCGCCACAAGAACCUUGCCGCCCACGUCUCUCCCGCUUUCCGUGUUGAGGAGGGUGACUGGGUUACCGUCGGCCAGUGCCGUCCUCUGAGCAAGACUGUCCGCUUCAACACCCUGCGUGUCCUGCCCCGCACCGGCAAGGCCGUCAAGUCGUUCAGCAAGUUCUAAGCGUGUCGAUGACGAAAAAAAGGGGGUAUUUUCUCGAGGAAAACCAUCUAGGGCAGCGGCGCGACAGGGGCAAUAAGCGAAAUAGUACAAACGGGUUGGGAUUGUUUCACGAUUUCAUGUCCCAGGUACCCUUGUGAAAGGAGAUAUCCAAUGA